Esox lucius (northern pike) is the source of this 2498-nucleotide messenger RNA. RefSeq names its product ecdysoneless homolog (Drosophila) (gene ecd). The record is from RefSeq and is a predicted model, not a curated record. Lineage: Eukaryota; Metazoa; Chordata; Actinopteri; Esociformes; Esocidae. Gene Ontology annotation, cellular component: nucleus. The transcript is spliced from 14 exons. The coding region runs from base 281 to 2236 and encodes 651 amino acids.
CAUUUUAAAACGUCUCAGUUGAAUCUUUAUCAUUUCGGUAAAUCUUUAUUUUGAAGUAUAUUUACAUCAAAGUAUAAAAAUAUGCCUGGGACAAAUGCGUGCCAUGUAGGAACCAUUGCCAAAACGUCAGUGUCGUAGCCGAGAUGUAUUAAUUGUAGGGGAAACAAUGAAACAGACGGCAUGAGAACGACUUCAGAACAUUUUAUUUUUGUGGGAUUCUUUCUUGAAGAUUAAGGUUUUAAAAUAUACUGAAAUCAAGGAUCAUCAGGCCACCAACGUUAUGGACCCAAUUAGGAGAACCACUGUGCCAGAGGACAUGGUACAGUACUAUCUUUACUUGGUUAAGCCCAACCUCACUGACACACAGGCUGACGAACUACAUCUGCAACACCUGGUGGAAGAGAUUUUGGCCAAGUUUGCAACUCUCCUUGUGCAGUACAUUUGGCAACAACAGCCAUUCAACCUCAAGUACCACCCUGCGAAAGGGGGAGAUCCUGCACACAUUGGAGGCAGCACUUUGUUUGGGGACAACAUCGAGGAUGAGUGGUUCAUUGUAUACCUCCUUCUGCAGAUCACACAAGCCUUUCCUGAACUUGCUGCCAGGGUAGAGGACAAUGAUGGGGAGUUCCUUCUGAUCGAAGCAGCAGAAUAUCUUCCCAAGUGGUUGAACCCAGAGAGCAGUGAAAACAGAGUUUUCCUUCACAGAGGAGAGCUGUAUAUCCUGCCAUGUCCGUCCCGCUCUAGUGAUGUUGGCCUGUCUAAGGACAUUGUUCCCAGUGUUACCCAGUCUCUGGCGCUUCUUUCUUCCCACACACAAGCCUGUCUGGCCAGCCCCAAGAUCAGCGCUGCCCUGGGGAAGAGACUGGAGGGAUAUCCAGAGAAGAUCCAGGCAAACCUUCACCGUGCCCACUGUGUCCUGCCCGUGGGCAUCGCUACCGUGUUGUCACAGCGGCCAGACCUGGUUGCCUCGGCUGUGUCAGCUUUCUACUUGAGAGAUCCAAUCGAUCUCCAGGCGUGUCGAACGUUCCGGACCUUCCCCACCGACACGCAAGUCCUAACCUCGGUGACGUUCACCCGUUGUCUCUACGCCCAGAUGCUGCAGCAGCAUUUCACCCCCGACCGGAGGAGUGGAUUCACCCUGCCUGCCCGCUCUCAUCCUCAGUACCGUGCAUACGAGCUCGGCAUGAAACUGGCCCAUGGCUUUGAGAUCCUGUGUUCCAAGUGCCGACCGCCAUCGUCAGAACCUGACGCUCCCAUCACCUGUAACCCAAUGUGGAAAAGACUAUUGAACAAUUUGAAGCAGAAUGGUUAUUUCAGAGGCGAGCUGGAGGGCUCUGCACGUUACAGAGAACUGUUGACCACAGCAGAGAACUUCUUUAAGCAGUCAGUCAUGCCAAUAGAGAGCUCGGGUGGGAAGUCCCCAGGUGAGGAGGUCCUUCAAAUACUCCAGCGCUGUGCUCCCUUCAAUAUGGAUGAGCUGAGGAAACAGGAGGCCCAUCUACCCCCAGAGGACAGUGACAGUUGGCUGGAUAUUUCAGCCAAGGAAUUGGAGCGUCUGUUGGAGGACAGAGGUGGAGGAGUGGGUUGCUCAAAGCCCAGCCUAAUCAAACAGACACUGGUGGGAAGGAGUGAGGAGGAGGAGAAGGAGGGAGAGGAGGAGGACGGCUACAGCCUGGUUGCUGUGACACAGGGGAUGAAGAAAUUCAUCAGUGCCAUGUCUUCACAUGAGGGGGCUGAACUCCCCUGGGUGGAUUCAAAUCAGCCUUUCAGGUUUGAUCCAGACUCCAUGGCCAGCGCACUGGACAGACUACUAGGGUAUAAGGACGAGGAGUUGGACUCAGAUGACCUAGAUGAAGAUUAUGAUGAUGAGGAGGACGAUGCAGAAGAGGAGGAUUCUGUGGGACCACUAGGGACUAAAGGAGCAGAGGCUUUGGGUGGUCUUAAGAAGUACAUGGAUGAGAUGGACCAUGAGCUUAUGGGCACCAACAUUGGACAGAGCUUUAACCAGAAAGACACCAAUAAAGAAAGCCCAGCAGCCAGCGACUGUCCCCGGUCCCCCAGCACGGAGGGUCUGCUGGGUGAGGAUGAGGAGGUGAUCCAGCCCUUGGACAUAGACCUGAACCUGGUCACUAACCUGUUGGAGUCUCUGAGCUCCCAGGCUGGGCUGGCCGGGCCGGCUUCUAAUCUGCUGCACAGUCUGGGCGUCCAUCUGCCUCCUAAUACUGACCGCUCAUGAACACCAGCCCCCCCCCCCAAUUGGACUUCAUGAACACCUGCCCCCCCAGUCACCUAGCGAAGAACACCACCGAAGACCACCAUCCUGCUAUCUGCGGAGCGAGUAAUCAAAAUCGGAUUAAUGUGUCUAACAGGGCUGGAAUUGCCUCUAUAUUAGGAUCACAACCUUUGAAUUAAUUCUGGUGUGCCUCACAAUGGACCUCGCCAGAAUUCAAAUGAAUCAUGUUUUAUUCUAAAUACUAGUUUAACUUCAAAGGUUGUGA